Messenger RNA from Penaeus monodon (black tiger shrimp), 440 nucleotides. RefSeq lists its product as uncharacterized. The coding region runs from base 1 to 423 and encodes 140 amino acids. Lineage: Eukaryota; Metazoa; Arthropoda; Malacostraca; Decapoda; Penaeidae. The record is from RefSeq and is a predicted model, not a curated record. The transcript is spliced from 2 exons.
AUGGUGGUGCCAGGUCGCUGUGCGCGUACGGCUGUCGGGUCGUGUCCAGGGUCUACCACCACUUACUCCCUCGUGUCCGUGAGCACCUCUACGGUAUUCUUCUCUUGUCUCUCCGGCACCUUCACCCAGAGAGUGUGCAAAGGGAGGAACGCCAAGAGGAAACGGAAGUCGAUGGUGGAGACCAUGGAUGGCGGAACUGACUCCUUGGCCCUGGACAGCAGCUCGACGCACUUCGGGGACGAUGAGCCUGAGCGGGAGGCCUCUGGAGGACACGACAGCCUGGGGAAAAUAGGCUACACGAUAUGGACGACCACCAAGACGACCUCCACCGUCACCGUCCUCUACACCAACACGGCGUCCACGGUGAAAAUUUCGUACUACUGCGUGGCUGGAGGCGUCCAGUAUCCGAGCGUCAACUGCUAGGGCGCGGGCGGCGCCUC